AUGCUCCCCGCACUCCGCAUCGCCUCCCGUCAAGUCACCGCUCGUCGAGCGCCGGCCGUGGCCGCUCAGGCUGUCAGAGCUGGGUCUACCUGGGCCAACGUUCCCCAGGGCCCUCCCGAUGUAAGUGUCACCGAAGCCUUCAAGGCCGACAGCUUCGAGAAGAAGAUCAACCUCGGUGUCGGAGCCUACCGUGAUGACCAGGGCAAGCCCUACGUGCUACCCUCUGUCCGCGCCGCCGAAGACAAGGUCAUUGCGAAGCGCCUGAACAAGGAGUACCUCGGCAUCACCGGCCUCCCCGAAUUCACCACCGCUGCUGCCAAGCUCGCCUAUGGCAAUGACUCUCCAGCCCUCGAGCGUGUAGUCAUCACCCAGUCCAUCUCCGGAACCGGUGCCCUCCGCAUCGGUGGCGCCUUCCUGAACCGCUUCUUCCCCGGCGCUAAGACCAUCUACAUCCCGUCCCCUUCGUGGGCCAACCACAAGGCCGUCUUCAGCGACUCCGGCUUCAAGGUCAAGGAGUACCGCUACUACAACAAGAACACCAUCGGCCUGGACUUUGAAGGGUUGCUCGCCGAUCUCAACGCCGCUCCCAAGGAGAGCAUCUUCCUGUUCCACGCCUGUGCCCACAACCCGACUGGUGUCGAUCCUACCCCUGAGCAGUGGAAGGAGAUCAGCAAUGUCGUCAAGGCCCAGGGCCACUAUCCCUUCUUCGAUAUGGCCUAUCAAGGCUUCGCCAGCGGUGACACCAAUAAGGACGCCUUUGCCUUGCGGCAUUUCGUCGAACAGGGCCACGGCGUUGCCCUGGCGCAAAGCUUUGCCAAGAACAUGGGUCUGUACGGAGAACGCGUGGGUGCCUUCUCGAUAUUAGCCUCGUCCCUUGAGGAGAAGAAGCGUAUCGACUCGCAGAUCAAGAUCCUGAUCCGACCCUUCUACUCGAACCCGCCGCUGCACGGCGCGAGAAUCGCGGCCGAGAUCCUCAACAGCCCGGAUCUGUACCAGCAAUGGCUGGGCGAGGUGAAGGGUAUGGCCGACCGCAUCAUCAACAUGCGCGCUCUGCUAAGGAGCAAUCUCGAGAAACUCGGAAGCACCCACGACUGGAGCCACAUCACCUCGCAGAUUGGAAUGUUCGCCUACACUGGCCUCGACCCCGACUCUAUGGAUAAGCUGGCCAAGGAGCACAGCGUCUAUGCCACCAAGAACGGCCGUAUCAGCGUGGCCGGCAUCACCAGCGGCAACGUUGGCCGCCUGGCAGAGGCCAUCUAUAAGGUGAAGGGCUGA
Messenger RNA from Durotheca rogersii, 1275 nucleotides. Its product is annotated as aspartate aminotransferase. The transcript has 5 exons. Gene Ontology annotation, molecular function: L-aspartate:2-oxoglutarate transaminase activity; pyridoxal phosphate binding. Gene Ontology annotation, cellular component: mitochondrion. Lineage: Eukaryota; Fungi; Ascomycota; Sordariomycetes; Xylariales; Xylariaceae. The record is from RefSeq and is a predicted model, not a curated record. Gene Ontology annotation, biological process: biosynthetic process; L-aspartate catabolic process. Bases 1 to 1275 code for a protein of 424 amino acids.